Molecule: messenger RNA, 1584 nt
Organism: Trichoplax adhaerens
Lineage: Eukaryota; Metazoa; Placozoa; Uniplacotomia; Trichoplacea; Trichoplacidae
Exons: 20
Coding region: 1-1584 (527 amino acids)
Biological process (GO): mRNA processing; protein deubiquitination; spliceosomal complex assembly
Molecular function (GO): cysteine-type deubiquitinase activity; zinc ion binding
Source: RefSeq, a predicted model, not a curated record
AUGAAGCGUAGUGAGGAUUUCACUGAAUUGGAAGAAGUAAAAGUACUCAGUAAAAGAAAAAAAGUGGAUAACGAUGAACGAAGUCGAAAUUGUCCCUACUUGGAUACAAUCAAUCGGUCGGUAUUAGAUUUCGAUUUUGAAAAGCUUUGCUCUAUUUCAUUGUCCAAUCAGAAUGUCUAUGCUUGCCUUGUUUGUGGAAAGUAUUUUCAAGGUCGAGGAAGUCACUCACAUGCUUAUACUCACAGCGUCCAAUGCUUCCACCAUGUCUUUAUUAAUCUACACUCCUUGAAGUUUUAUUGCCUACCGGAUGAUUAUGAAAUUAUUGAUUCUUCAUUGGACGACAUUAAGUACGUAUUAGAUCCGACAUUUAGUAACGAACAAAUUGAAGUUAUCGACAAAAUUGCCAAAUUAUCCAGAACUUUAGAAGGAAAAACUUACCUUCCAGGUAUGGUUGGACUAAAUAACAUCAAAGCUAACGAUUAUUGCAAUGUUAUCUUACAAGCUUUGGCACAUGUCGUUCCUUUAAGAAAUUAUUUCCUGCAAGAAAAUAAUUACAAAAAUACUAAGCGGCCACCUGGCGAUACAUCAUUUCGCUUAGUUCAACGUUUCGGUGAACUAAUACGCAAAAUUUGGAACCCUAGCAACUUUAAAACACAUAUAAGUCCCCAUGAAAUGUUACAGGCUGUAGUUUACUGCAGUAAGAAGCAAUUUCAGAUUACCGAACAAGGCGAUCCAAUUACAUUCUUGUCUUGGAUGCUUAAUCAUUUACAUAUGUCUUUGAAUGGAACAAAGAAAAUGAGAUCUAGCAUAAUAUAUAAGACUUUUUGCGGUCAAAUGCGUAUCUAUAAGAGAAAAGUAAUACCAGAAGAGACCCCUGAACUUCAAAAAUUAGAGUUAAUGGAACUAGAUGAAUAUAAAGAAACUCAAUCUGUAGCACCUUUUCUGUAUUUGACAUUGGACUUGCCUCCCGCACCAUUAUAUCAGGAUGAACUGAACGAAAAUAUUAUUCCUCAAGUUCCUUUAUCUGUAUUACUAGCUAAAUUUGAUGGGACUUCUGAAAGGGAAUACAAAACAUAUAAAGAGACCUUUAUGAAACGAUUUGAAUUAAUCCGAUUACCUCGUUAUUUGAUCUUAUAUGUAAAAAGAUUUACAAGAAACAAUUUCUUUGUCGAGAAAAAUCCGACGAUUGUUAAUUUUCCGAUCGUCGAACUAGAUAUGGCUGAAUAUUUGUCAUCGGAUCCAGCUGUACAAGAUGCUCAUCCUGUAACCACGUACAAUUUAGUCGCUAAUAUCAUUCAUGAUGGCCAACCAGGAGCUGGAAAAGGAAUUUAUCGGGUUCAUUUGCGUCAUAGGGGUUCGAAACAGUGGUACCAAGUACAAGAUUUACAUGUAGAAGAUAUUUUGCCCCAAAUUAUAACACUUUCCGAGGCCUAUAUACAGCGAGGAAUGUAUCGAGCGUUCGACUUUAUAGGCACCGUUUUAAAUAGCGGUCCAUUAACAAUUGUUGGCUAUUUUAGAAUUUUACUAUCUUCAUUACUUGCAAUACACAAAGAGAAAAAUUUUAGAAUUCACUUAGCUUUAUAA